Plutella xylostella (diamondback moth) is the source of this 1438-nucleotide messenger RNA. RefSeq lists its product as uncharacterized. Gene Ontology annotation, biological process: proteasome localization; nuclear protein quality control by the ubiquitin-proteasome system. The record is from RefSeq and is a predicted model, not a curated record. Lineage: Eukaryota; Metazoa; Arthropoda; Insecta; Lepidoptera; Plutellidae. Gene Ontology annotation, cellular component: nucleus; nuclear membrane. Gene Ontology annotation, molecular function: proteasome binding.
GACGUUGACGCGCUGCAACUGCAACCGUUGUGUUGAUCUGUCAUUAUCUGUCAAACAAUAGUCAUCAAAGUGCCAAAUUGUGCGCCAAUUUUGUGUUGUGUUGCAGUAAAUAUUUCAAUAAAAACGGUGUAAUUUCAGUAUAAUUAGUGAAUAUUCUGGUGCCCAAUGGAAGUGCCAGUGACCCCCGAGGGAGGGCGGCGCACGCGGGCGGCGCUGGCCGAGAUCCCGGCGCGGCUGGACCGGCUGCGCGUGUCCACCACGCCGCUGCAGCAGCUCACCAACACCAGGGAGAUGUCGCCGGCGCUGCCGCCUGGGUAUCUGAGUCCGGCGCCGUCGCCGGAUGAAAUGGUUAUACAGCAGAGAGGGCGCAGACUGAUGCCAGUGACGUGGUCACCCGACAUAGAGCUGAAGAGGAACUCCACAUUCCACUCCACCAUCAGGACUCCUCCUAAGAACACUCCCAACCGUCACUCUCCACUGAAGCUAGGGGUCACCCUGCGCUCCACACCGCGCAAGCGACUCAUGUUGGGUGAUGUAGAGAGGGUUCCACUCACUCCGGAGAAGAUCGACUUCAGUGACAUCAGCACCCCUCAGAAGCUCAAGAUCACCAGCCCUGUGAAAGGCACUCCACCAGCCAAGCGGUGCAGGAUCGAGAGAAAGCUUGAAGAGUUUAAGGGCCCAAUCGACACGGCUCUCAAAGGCCUCAGCCCUGUACAACUCAUCAACAUGAUUAAAGGCAUUGUGGAUAAACACCCAGAGAUAGAGCAGGAGGUGAGGAAGACCAUGCCAGUGCCUGACCUGAGCCCUCUGGAGGAGAAGUUGAGCUAUUUGAAGUGCAACAUCUUCAAGAGCCUGCCGACAUCUCGGCUCAUGUCCAAGACGGACUCUCCUGCUUAUUCCCGCGUCUCGAUACACUUGGCUGCUUUUAAGAAGUGCGUCGUCGAACAGGGGAAGACGCUGGUGGAGUCUCAACACUGGGACUCUGUGCUGCAGUACGCCUUCAUAGCUUGGAGCUAUGUCAAAGCGACUCCGGUGUGGGACAUACAGCCUCACAACAGUCAGAGGAAGCAGUGUUUCAGGGCGCUGAGUAACUUUUGCCUGACUGCUGUCAAGAAGGGAGGGUUUGACAAGGGUUACCUGAUGGAUGUGCAGGACAAGCUCACCAGCAUGUCGGCUGAUGCUGAUGAUGUGCAGUCCUGCUUGAAGUGUGUGCAGGCGUUGUUACAGGAAUGAUGAACUUCAAUGUCUCUUACGAGAAAUUCUAGCUGAAGUUGGUUUAGAUUACAAUGAUAUGCCAAACAUAAAGUUUUUAGUAAAUUAGGAAAAUUAUAAUAUGGAUUUUUAUGCAUUAUGUUUCGUAUAAUGAACUUUUUAGUUUUUUAUCAAGAUAUUUUGCUUGAAUAUGGUCACGCUUCAAUGCGUGUUUUAACUAUAUUCU